GACUUAUAACAUAUAAUAUUACACCAAAAUAACAUAUCGUACUUAGAUCCAACAUAUAGUGAAAAUUCACACACACUUAUAUAACAUAAAUAUUCAAAUGUUCAACUUAGAAUUUCAAAGAUUGAGUUAGGCGAAAAGAAAAAUCGGAAAAUAGGCGCAUUUCGCAAACCAAAGAAGAAAAUGACACAAUUUGACCUCCAACCCGGUACCUUGUAGCGGUCGGCCCGGUGGGUGCGUAUGGCCCGUUUUUCUCAUCGAGUUAGGGUCAAAGUGGGACGACCCGCGGGUUGACAACCUCGGUUUUAUGCCUUUUGGGCUUUGUCUUGUUUUCUGCGGGCAUUUGUUCUGUCAUAUGAGUAUCUAGUAUCUACACAUCAACAACCGCAAGUCGCACGACUAGGUAGUAGGGAUGGCAAUGGGGCGGGUUUGUCUAAACCAUCUCAUCCCCAUCUUCAAAUACCCAAACCCAUACCCGCCCCAUAUCCAUGCGGGGAAUGUUUUGCAAACCUAUCUCCAUACCCGUGGGUUUCGGGUACCCAUGGGUAAUACCCGUAUUCAUACAUCCAACAUUAUUAUACCCAAAAUUUACAAGAAAAGUUUUAAUUAUUACUCUAAACGAACCUAUUAUAUCAUGAAGUCAACAAAACACGAUCAUUUUCUUAAUACGGUUCAAAGUAUAUGAUCCUAAAACAUCCAUUAAUGCAUAAUCUUGUAGAGUAUAAUAUUUUCCAAAUUAUUAUCUUCUAACUCUUAUACAUCUACUAAGUAAUAAUUAACUAACAUAAUCUUGUAGACAAGGGGAAAAGUGAAAGAGUGAAAGGAGAAUUGAGGGAAAUGAAUUAGAUUUUGAUUAAAAUGGCCACUCAAUUGCAUUUCUACUGUUUAUUUCCUUGAGUUAUCCUCAUCACCAUUGAUAGAUUACAAUUUAAUCCACAUAUUUUUUUAUCUGUGAAGAAAUUCUCUUGGUGGGGCGGGUAUGGGUAUGGGGCGGGGGAGGUCAAAACCAUACCCGCCCCAUACCCAUCAAACUUUUUGCGGGUUUUAUCCAUACCCGCCCCAUGCCCGGUCAAAGCGGGGAUUCCCCGCGUUGAAAGCGUCGGGGGCGGUCGGAUACCCGCAGCCAUGAGUUUUAUUGCCAUCCCUACUAGGUAGGAAUGGUAGAUUUCAAAGUGAGGUUGUAUUAUACUAUUAUUAGUUUAUUACACUUGGAUAUGGUUAUUAUUGGACCGAGAUAUCGAGCCUACCUCUCAAGAGCCCACUUUGCCUAUGGCAGUAUAGCCCAAGACUCCAACACAUGUUGUUGGUAAUGCUUGUAAGACAAGUAGUAUUUGUCCUCGUUUGAUAAGGAAUCCAUUUUCAUGUGUAACCCAGUUGAGCAGUUGCCUAGGUUAUAUAAGGAGCCAGCAGGUCGCACGGGCAUUGUAACGAAUUGAGAUCUCAAUAAUAUUAAUGAUGGAGAGGCAGUCCUCUCCCGUGGAUUAGUCUCGAUCAAUCAAACGAUCGAUGAUACCACGUAAAACUCGUGUGUUGUCUUUGUUUGUUCUCGAUUUUUCAUGGUAUCAGAGCAUUGAUUAUAAGAAGCUUGCUGUGUGUUUUGGUCCUGAGUUAUCUCCGUCAUGAGUGAUUCAGAAGAGGGCAAGAAGCCCACCAGUUCUGGGGAGACAGUUGAAGAAGGUGUGAAGUCCGAACAACCUCAUGUUGUCAUCCCAAGUGCUCCUAUGUCAGUUUACUACCUGCAUCCUUCAGAUUGUGGAGGGCAGCUCAAUGUCGGUGACCCUCUUACGUCAACCAAUUAUAGUGAAUGGGUAAUUGAUAUGAGGGAUGCACUCAUCGUUAAAAAUAAGUUUGGUUUUGUCGAUGGAACCGUGUCUCGUCCAACGAAAGAUCCGGAGUUGCGUGCUUGGACUCGUUGCGAUGUUGUCGUCAAGGGAUGGCUUCGAAUGGCAAUGGAUAAAGAUGUUUUCCACGAGAGGACAAAACACGUUGAAAUGGAUUGUUACUUCUUUCGAGAGAGGUUUGUUUCGGGUGAUAUUUUGCCUCUCAAUGUUAGUUCUCAUCUGUAGGUUGCUGAUCUUUUCACAAAAGGGUUAGGGGCGGACCGAUUUCGUUUCUUUCUCUCCAAGCUAAACGUUCGUGACCUCCACUGUUCAGCUUGCGGGGCGUAUUGGACCGAGAUAUCGAGACUACCUCUCCAGAGCCCAUUUCUCCUAUGGCAGUAGAGCCCAAGACUCCAACAUGUGUUGUUGGUAAUGCUUGUAAGACAGGUAGUACUUGUCCUCGUUUGAUAAGGAAUCC
Messenger RNA from Linum trigynum, 2295 nucleotides. The record is from the annotation of a GenBank genome assembly. Lineage: Eukaryota; Viridiplantae; Streptophyta; Magnoliopsida; Malpighiales; Linaceae.